ACUGUUCAGAAUAAUUGACAAGCGAUUAACUUUUUGUAGAGUAAAAAGUUGUCUUUCGUAAGAGUCUAGACGGAAUUCUCGUACAGGCCCGAUUGAGCCAAGCUUGGAGAGGAAGAAGAGAAGCGUAAAUAUGCCGCAGGCCAAGAAGGGCAAAGCAAAAGCAAAAGCAAAGGCCACCACCGCCGACUCCGCUCAGUCCUCGGCCCCUGUAAAACCAAACAAUUUUCCUUCUUGUAUUCGCUCAAUACCUCCUUCCUCUGUUGCCAUCUCUAUCCACGCUAAGCCCGGCUCCAAAUCCUCCUCCAUCACAGAUUUCAGUGACGAGGCAGUUGGGGUACAAAUAGACGCACCGGCAAAGGACGGAGAAGCUAACGCUGCACUUCUCGAUUUCAUUAGUUCGGUUUUGGGGGUGAAGAGAAGGCAAGUGUCUAUAGGUUCUGGUUCUAAAUCAAGAGACAAGGUUGUGAUUGUGGAGGAGGUUACUAUACAAAAUGUUUUCAAUACUCUGGACAACGUUUCAAAAUAUUAGUGCUGGAGAAUUGAGAGAGUUGAGGGGUGAUUUCUGUCUAUGAACCUGUCAUUGAUGACCCUGGCGAGUCAGAGCCAAUCAUGUGAAGCUGGAUUGGGUGAUCAUUUUAUCUGCCGUCCAGUUACAUUCCAGCCAGUAUCAUUUUUCGUAUUUCACCGGGAAACACCAAUUUACUAGGCCAAAGUUAUUAUUACAACAACAGCUACAUGAGAUUUUUGUUUGUAAAAUGAGCAGCUGCGACAGUGACACUAUGUGUCAAGUUGUUGCUUUUAUGCAUUUUCAACUCUUCAUUUCAAGUUAUUCUGGGAUUACCAAUGUCUUGUACGAUUUGAAACGUUCAGUCAACAUGCGUUCAAUCCGCCAA
Juglans regia (Persian walnut) is the source of this 893-nucleotide messenger RNA. Its product is annotated as UPF0235 protein C15orf40. The record is from RefSeq and is a predicted model, not a curated record. Lineage: Eukaryota; Viridiplantae; Streptophyta; Magnoliopsida; Fagales; Juglandaceae. The coding region runs from base 131 to 529 and encodes 132 amino acids. The transcript has 3 exons.